Molecule: messenger RNA, 5573 nt
Organism: Biomphalaria glabrata
Lineage: Eukaryota; Metazoa; Mollusca; Gastropoda; Planorbidae
Product: guanine nucleotide-binding protein subunit beta
Exons: 9
Coding region: 544-1569 (341 amino acids)
Biological process (GO): G protein-coupled receptor signaling pathway
Cellular component (GO): cytoplasm; heterotrimeric G-protein complex
Molecular function (GO): protein binding; signaling receptor complex adaptor activity
Source: RefSeq, a predicted model, not a curated record
UCGUUGCCACCAGCGCUCAUCCGCUCUAUGCUGCGCGUGCUCUAAGAUUUCAGCAGUCGGUGGUUUUAAACUUGACAUACAUUGUUGUUGUGUAAAAGUUGAUCGAGCAUUAUCAAUUCUGUUUUGUGUCUCUCUACUAUUCUUACUGCUUGGUCUAGGAAGUAAAAGUGGCUUAAAUGUAGACUAGCUUUCUAAGACUUGGAUAUAUAUUUUCUACAAUCUUACAAUGGAACUUUUUGUUUAAGGAUGUAGCUUUUUUCCCCUACUAUUUCUAAUGUUGAUUGUGUGUAGACCCUGAUGGAAAACGAAUGCGCCAUUUUGGAGAAGCCAAUUAUCAGCGAGGCAGUUCAAUAUAUUCUGUGUGAUAAUUAGUAGUGUUUGAAUGGAUGAAUAUAUUUGUUAAAAAUGGAUUUACGACAUUUUGUGUGAGUUUCUUGUAUUAACUCAUUCAUUGGGACUAAAAGACGAAUCAAAUUCUAUCAGCUUGUUGACAGCAGGCUGUAAUUUAUUUAUUGUUGAGUGUAAAAUUACUGACUGUCCAAAAUGAGUAACGAUCUAGAAGCUUUGCGGCAGGAAACAGAACAGUUAAAAAAUCAAAUUAGAGAAGCCAGAAAAGCUGCAGGCGACACAACUUUAGCACAAGCAUGCAGUGGUGUAGAAGCUGUUGGAAGAAUACAAAUGAGGACCCGGAGAACACUUCGAGGGCAUCUUGCAAAAAUAUAUGCGAUGCAUUGGGCCUCAGAUUCUAGGAAUUUAGUUUCAGCUUCACAAGAUGGCAAACUUAUAGUUUGGGAUGGUUACACAACUAAUAAGGUUCAUGCCAUCCCACUUCGCUCAAGCUGGGUGAUGACUUGUGCCUAUGCUCCCAGUGGCAACUUUGUGGCUUGUGGAGGUUUAGACAACAUAUGUUCAAUUUAUAGCCUGAAAACUCGGGAGGGAAAUGUUCGAGUCAGUAGGGAGCUUCCAGGACAUACUGGAUAUUUGUCUUGCUGUAGAUUCAUUGAUGAUAACUCAAUUGUUACUAGUUCAGGAGAUAUGAGUUGUGCUUUAUGGGAUAUAGAAACUGGACAACAGACAACUUCCUUUACUGGACACACAGGGGAUGUUAUGAGUCUAUCGACAUCUCCUGAUUUUAGGACCUUUGUUUCAGGGGCUUGUGAUGCAUCAGCUAAGCUGUGGGAUGUACGAGACGGGAUGUGCAAGCAAACAUUUUCAGGCCAUGAGUCAGAUAUUAAUGCAAUUACUUAUUUUCCGAAUGGGCAUGCAUUUGCUACAGGCUCAGAUGAUGCUACAUGCCGCCUGUUUGAUAUUCGUGCUGACCAAGAGAUUGGCAUGUAUUCCCAUGAUAAUAUCAUCUGUGGCAUCACGAGUGUGGCCUUUUCCAAAUCUGGCCGCCUUCUGCUGGGCGGUUAUGAUGAUUUCAAUUGUAAUGUCUGGGAUGUGCUCAAGCAGGAACGCAUUGGUGUCCUAGCAGGUCAUGACAAUCGCGUAAGCUGUUUGGGAGUCACCGAAGAUGGCUCUGCUGUAGCCACAGGAUCUUGGGAUAGCUUUUUGAAGAUAUGGAACUGAUGUGGUUGUGGCCUUUCUAGCCACACUGUCAGUGUCAGUUUUCACCACCUGUCACAUCACGCACUCCAAGCUGUCAUUUUUGUCGCAUACUUUAGAUUGUAUUACAAAUUUCAGUUUAUCUAGCUGAUUUUCUCAAUUCAGAGUAAGCUGCACUACAAAAUCAUUAGGUUAUCUUGAUGCACUCACAUAGAUACAUGAGACUUUUUACAAAAAGAACAGAAAAUACUUAUAAAAUUACACAAAUGAACUGAUUUGGAGACUUCUGCAUUGUGCAUAUUUCUGAUGAUUCUGUCUGGCAGUGUGUUUUAGUAUGAUUUUUUUUUGUUGAAUAUUUUUCACUUGAGUUCUUUUAAACUCCCUUGUUCAUUUCACCAUUUAUUUAACAAGGGCUAAGAAAGCACAUUAUUCACUAAAGGAAGAAGAGGAUGUUUUUUCAUUCUUACAAGAAUGUAUUCCGAGUAUGCUUGUAUGCUUGAUGAAACUUUGUUGGUAAGAACUGCAAGAUGUUUGCUACACAGUCCAAUUCUUGACCAGUCAGACUAUCCAUUGUUCAACCUUGGUAAUGUCUUCUUGUCAACAUUGUACUAAAGAAUGGAUUGCUCAUAGCAUAAUCAUAAUGCUUAACUAGUUUUCUUAGAAUAACAGAUUUCAUGUUGUGGAAGAAAAAAGACAGGCCAUGUUAGCCGGCUAUAACUAGCAGGUCUGAGUUCAUCAGUAUAUCUAUACUAUAAAACAAAAUUAAAAUUGAUGUUAGAGGAUGAGAAUGGCAAGAAAUCUUUGCUUUAGUUUUGCUCCCAUGGUAUUAGUAUUCAAUAAACAGUUAUGAUAUCUGAGCCAUGUGACACAAUGCGACUUAACAGUGACUUACCUGCCUAGCUGUAAGUGAUGGUGAUGUGCUUGAUGAUGGGCUGCCUCGGUGGAUUCUUUGAUUUCUCCAUUCAUUUUUAAAGAACAUCCAUGUGUUUUUUUUGUUUUUGUUUUGUUUUGUUUUGGAUACCAUUCUAAUUAAAUCAGUGUCUAGCUUGAAUGCUUGAGACUGUAAAACCAGAAUGUGAUGACUGACAGAGAAUCUGCACUUUUGUCCUAGUAGAGUCUAGUUUAUUUUAAUAAGACUUUUUACUUCAAAAUUGAUUUUGCAUUAUCUUCAAAUGACUAGAAAGCCAUUUAUAUAGUAACAAAUGUUGGUAUGAAUAUAGCUGGCACCAUUUGUAAUGGUGGUCUUGAUUGUCCUUUGACAUUGCAUGAAAUUUUUUUUUUUAAUAAAAAUACAAGAAGUUUUUGAAAUGAUAUUUUACAAAAAGAAAUUGCUUACUGCAUUAUAACCUAUUUUUGGAAUCAAUGGUACUGACUUUUUACAAACAUUUUUUUUUAGUAGUGUGUGUAAUGUGGGGGCAAUUUGUUUGUGUUACCAUGUCAUUGAAUUAUUCCAGUUAUUCCAUCCCUGGACUAGCUCAACUGAUUAAUGGAGUUUUUAAAAAUCCUUCAAUUGUACCAAAUAGUUAUCUAGUCCUUGACAUAUCUGUGAGUAGAGUUGGACAUUGGAUUUCCCCUACUUUUGUGUCCAUAUGUAAUGGUUGUAUGCUGAAAGUAUUGAUCAUGAAAACUAUUAGACAAAUAUAUGCACUUUUACCAUGCUAGUGUUUUUGUGUGUCUGAGAGACUGUGUGGUAGGACCAGACAUUAUAGAAAUAUAACUUGUGUAAACUGCAUUUUAUGUUAGUGUGUUUAAUAUAUAUUUAUGUAUUGCCUUUAUCUUCAUUUGAUUUUUUUCUCUCCCAUGUUCAUUCUGAGUGGUUCCAGAACUUUCAAUGCCUGUAUGAAAUAUUCACUACACUAUACUUAGGUUUAAUUUCUGUUUAACACAGCAAUGUUCAGUCAGUUUUGACUAUCAUUUACUUCAAUCACAAUACUUUCAAGACUGUCCUUUGUUCUCAUUUCUUUAUUUGAAGAACAAGUUGAUCUGACUUUUUGAAUGGAUACUAUUGUCCUUAACAUUGUACAUAUAUGAAUGGAAUGUUUAAUUUAAAGAUAAUGCAUUUUGUCCCCAUUACUUUUUUUUUCUUCUCAUUAUAAACUAUUUUAUGCUGUGCAAAGCACCUCUAGUAAUUAAAAAAUGUCAAAAGAUCCAUUCUUAAACUAGAGCACCACAUGGACUCAUGACUUCAAUUAAUUUGAAGUUGAAGGUCAUCCCUGAGUGUGUUGUGAGUGUCCAUUAGAAAUUCUUGUUCAUAUAUUUACUUGGAAUGUUUGUAUAAAUUGUUUUUUAUUUAUUCUCAUUUUUUUUUAAAUUUGAUUAGAUGUUUUCUAAAUUAGAUAAAACCUUAACCAAUUUUGAAAAAAAACAACAAAAAAAAAAAACAUCAUCAUCCAAGGACUAGUUUUUGGAAAUGGUUCACUCUGUAACUGUUGUUGAUCAUACUUUGCACUUUAUUUUUACAGUGGUGUCUUUGUGUGUAUGUGUCCAGUACAGUGUGUGUCUUACAGACUCUACAAGUAUGCUCUGAAUGUGGCCUGUUAAUACCUUACAUAUGUUAAAGGCUUUUUUUUUUAACUUUGUAAGUGAACGUGAGAGAGUGUAUUUUUAGUGUGGUGUAUUGUGUACAUGUUUUUUUUCUUGCUUUGUCCAAUAUUUGUUUCUGGUCAAAGUUAUUAAACAACUUUUUUUUUAAUUAGACAUAAUCCCUGAAAAGUUUUCACUAAGCUGUUAGCUAGUUGAAAUAGUCCUGGUAAAAUUUACUUUUAGGAGAGACUUAAUGGAAACUUCAAUAAAAAAUGCCACCAACAGAUUAAAAUAAAGAAAACUCCAACAGUGAGAGACAAUUGUUACCCUCAGCCUUUGUAAUGUUUAGUCUAGUUGGAUAUUUGGCCCGAAUGUUGCUCAUUCACUUUCUUUAAGCAAAGUAGGUCAAUCAUGUAUUAAGCAAUGAUCUCCAUAGUAUUGUUCUAUUUUCAUAAUUUUCUCUCAGCAAGUUGGAUGCACUCACCCUAGUUAGUUGUUAGUCCCAGCAAGCAGUGAGGUGCUCCUCCCAUCAGCACUGGGAUGAACUUUGAUCCUGUUGUAUUUCUGACUCUACCAGGAAGAGACAAACACAAAUGUUCUUGCAAACAUUGCAUCCAUAUGUUGGUGGUUCUCUAGUUUGGGUCUGUGUUGUUGUAGCAGAGGUGUGCGUGUCUUUGAGAGUGUCUGUAAGUUGUGCUCAUUGAAUGUGUUAAAUCACUUUUUUUUUGUUUUGAGUGUCACAGUUUGAUAUUUGCAUGUUUGUUUUUGUUUUCUUUGGUCUACUGUCAACUCCUAAAUGAUUGAUGAUAAAUUAUGUAGCUUUCUACCGCAGACAUUGUCUCCCAAUGGGAUGGUUAGGCCAAUGACUCACUUGUACAACAUUCUCUUUAUUGACCUUUUUAGUUCUCUUGAUCAUUUUCUACACAAGGAGUAGGCACUGUGGUUUCAUUAUUUGCUUGCUUGCCAGUCUGUCUGACUAAUUCAUGUAAUCUACCUUUUUAUGUAGUGUUUUUCCACCAUUGAUCGAAAUAACAUUUUCUUUCUCGUUUUGUUCUCUAAGUUCUCUGUGUUCCAUAAGAACUAUUGAUCCUAGGGUUCUCUCUAUGGGAAGGCUGUUGCAAUAGUUCAACUUAGUGUGGAAGUUUGAUCUCUAUAAUCCAAUUGUAGUCAGAUUUCAAACCAAAAAGUACCAACUGUGGGAAGAGAUCACUGGUCAAGUUUUGCUACGACUAACUUCUGAUUGCCAUGCCGAUUAUUUGUAGAAGCUGCCAUUCCUUAGGAUGUUUGAUUUUGAGUGCAAUAGCUCCUUUCCUGUGAUGAAACUAAAGAUUCCCAUCUCAAUAAACGAGCAAGAUUUUUGACCCAAUUCCUGGAAUGGCAGCCCCCAAUUCUCUGUGUGUAUAUCUAUUUGGUAUGAACUAGAGCAUCUGUCUAUGUAUCUCUCCUCUACUGAGUCAAUGUACAAGUCAUUUCAUUGGUCAAAUAAAGCUAUUUGUCUUUAUGGA